This is a messenger RNA of Heterostelium album PN500, 4683 nucleotides long. RefSeq lists its product as uncharacterized. The record is from RefSeq and is a predicted model, not a curated record. The coding region runs from base 1 to 4683 and encodes 1560 amino acids. NCBI's taxonomy places the organism in Eukaryota, Evosea, Eumycetozoa, Acytosteliales, Acytosteliaceae. The transcript is spliced from 4 exons.
AUGAGUCCAGGUUUACCAGUUCCAAAUUUUCAAGAUGAAGCUUUAAAUAAUACAAGAAAUGAGAUUCUUGAUAUUUUAGAAAAAAACAAGAUUAAAUAUGAUAUACAUAUUGUUGGAGUCAAUUCUAAUGUACCAAUAUUUGUUGAUUUUGGAUCGAUUUUGACUUAUUCAAAGAAUGAUCAAGUCAAUAUAAUGCGUGCCAUUAAAGCAAAUCUUCCAAGUAUUUUGAAACAAAUUGGUUCUUCUUUGGAUAAGGUUGAUAAUAUUCAUAAGGCAAAUGUACAAAACUAUUUAACUAGAGUUGUUAUUACCAAUGUUCCAGGAAAAUCAUCUACCUCAAAGAAGGCAACCUAUUAUGUCGAUGGUACUUUGGAAGUGGGUACUGUUUUCGAGGACAGUUUGAAUUGCUCCUACUAUUUGGAGAAGAAGAUUCUCACUGCUUGCAAUGAGUUCCGUCCAGUUCAAGGUGCUGUCGUUCCAGACAAGAUGGCCGCUUUCGAGGCUGUGCCAGCUGCCGCCGCGCCAGCCACACCAGAGCCAGUCGCACCAGCAGCUGCACUCGUCGGAACAUUGGAUUUCUCCAUUCCAAACUACCCAAAUGCAGCACAAGAAACAUUGAAACUCGAAAUUCUUGCACUUCUCAAACCAAUUGUUAUCGACCAAUCGGUUUUCGGUCGUCCAGCUUUCGAAAUGCCAGUUUACGUCGACUGGAACAGUCUGGCACAGAGUCCAGAUCAAACCGUUGUGUUGAGAGCGGUCAAGACAAACUAUGCCAAUAUUAUCAAGCAAGUCGUUCCAGCCAUUACCAAGGUCGACGAAGUCAGAAAGCCAGCGGUUGCCGACUACAUUAUUUCCGUCGUUCUCCAGAACGUCCCUGGAAAGACUUCCACAUUAAAGAAAGCUAUUCUCUCACACGAGGGAAUGUUGAUUAUCAACACCACCUUUGAGGAUUCAAUCAAUUGCUCUUACUAUUUGGAGAAGAAAAUCACUGCCGGUUUGAAUGACUUCAUUCCACAGAGUGGAUAUCAACCCCAACUCAGAGAACCAGUUGCCGCGCCAGUUGUUGCCGCUGCACCACAGCCAGCUCAACCAGCUCAGCCAGCUCAACCAUCCAGACCAUCCUACAACAUUCCAGAUAAAUACAGUCAACCAUCUGCACCAGUCUAUCAAUCUCCAGUUCAGCCAGUCUAUCAACAACCAGCCGCAGUUGUCCAACCAGUUUACCAACAGCCAGCACCAGUUGCUCAACCAAGUUAUCCACCACCAGUUGUUAGACAACCAAUUGCUCAACCAGCACCAGUAGCAGUUGCUCCUCCUCCAGCUCCAGUCGUCCAAGAACCAAAGGAAAAGGGCAGACCAGAAAUGGAGUUCAAACCAAAUUUCACAGAUCCAGCACAGAUUUUCCAAAUCAGAGAAAUCGAUGCCAUCAUCGACAGUUUCAAGGUGUUGGACGAUAAGGAUAAACCAAUCGGUGCACCAAUCUAUUUGGACUGGAAAUCAAUUAUGGUUUACCCAGCAGCAGUGAAGCAGGGAACAGUCAUUAGAAAUGUCAAUUUGGCAUUGUACCGUUUGUUGCGUGAGACUUUGAAUGCUUUGAAAUUGGCUUGUUCCGACUUUGCCAUUGGUGACAACAUUCGUGCUUACCUCAGAUCGUUCACCGUUCAAAAUAUCGCUGGUACUUCAACCGGUGCCAAAAAGGUAGUUUACGAAGACGGUCACCUCACAAUUCAAACCAUUUUCGAAGACUUUGGAAAUUGUGCACUCUAUUUCGAUUCCAAGGUUGUCCAAGCAUUCUCUGCACGUCCAUCACUACCAGCACCAAAGAAACCAGAAAUGGUAACUUUGAUCAAAGAGGAACUUGCCAUUCGUUUGAAUGCUCACAAAGAUUUGACUACCACCGAAGGACAUCCAAUGGCACCAACCUGUCCAAUUGAAAUGGACUGGUCGUUCCUCACCACCAAAGGUUACGAAUCGAUGGGAAUUGAAAACAACUUGAUCGGUGCGUCCAAUCCAAUUCUAACUGAUCUAUUUGCAGCACUCGCCACCUUCUCCAAUGAGGAAAUCGAUAUCUUGAAGAAAGAAGUCAUCAAGAUCAAUUUCGUUCAGGGAGCAGUCGGAAAGACUAUGUUUGACAAGCGUACUGUCAUCAUGACAGAUCCAGGUGUUUUGAAUGUAACAUCGAUUUUCGAAGAUCGUACUGAAGGUUCGAAAGGAUUCAAAGAGAGAUUCAUCAACUCGUUCAAAGCACGUCUUUACAAGGUGGAGUUGCGUGAUGUUUUAAUCCCAGGUAUCGUCAAGACAAUCGACGCCGCCGUUCGUGCCAAGGUAAAAGCCAACUACUUGGACAAGAUUGUCGUGCCAUCCGACGCCAACUACAGCUCAACUGUACUCUUCAACUGGUCGUUCAUCGAGAAGGAGACACCAGAGAAUCAAGUGAACACCUAUCGUGCAGUAUGCGCCAACUUCAAGGCUGGAGUGGGAUUCAUUGAGAAUAUGAGACGUGCCAUCGUCGACAUUUGCAGUUACGACGUUGGAAAGACCGCGUUCUUGAACACCAACAAAUUCAUCUUUAUCAACGACAUGCGUAAGAAGGAGGAGAACGUCAAAUUCACCGGUAACAACACCUGGGAAUUCACUGGAACUUUCCACGAUCCAGCAACACUCACUCACUCUGAGAGAAAGAUGAACAUCUUCUUCAAGGAGCAACUCAAGGUUGCAUAUCCAUGCGCCAUUCAAGAUACAUUCCCAGAGAUUGACGAUAUCGUUGAGGAUUUGUCGAGCGCCACCGGAAAGAAUGUUCCAAUCGUUAUGAACUACGAUUCCUGGAGAAACUACUCGAGAUUCGCAUCGGACCAAUUUGCAUACAAGGCAAUCAAAGGAAUUGCUGUCAGCGUUCCAAACAGAGGUCUACAAGCUAUUGCAACUCUCACUAAAGAUGCUAUUGUCAAGCGUGAAUACACUGCCAAAGUCAACACCAUCGAGAUUGAGUAUGACACCUCCGACAGCGUCAAGGCACAACGUUCAAAGGAUCCACACUGUAUCGCCACACUCCGCGAUGGAAAGUUGCAUUUCAAGUUGAAUUUCUCAGAUGGUCAACACGAUGCUAAAAUUGCAUCAUGGGACUACCAGCUGGAGUUGGUUUUAGGUACAAGACCAAUGAAGAUCAACCGUGCCAUCGACAAGGCAAAGUCAGAUUUAGCUGCCGUCUCACAGGAAAUGACUGCUUUGAUUGGCAAGCCAAUCACCGUGCAAGUCGAAUACACUGGUUUCAUUGAACAACGUAAUUUCCUCCAUGAACUUGAGGAGCCUGUUUACACUAAAGUCAUUGCAUCGUUUGCCAAUUGGUUGAGAGCAUGUUGGUUGAAGCACGAGCCAUCGGCAUCGCUUGCAACCUACGCCACCGUAAAGCAAUCUCUCCAAACUCAGCUAUCAGUUAUCAACUUCCAAAUCAACUGCCAAAACAAUCAACGUGAUCUCUAUGAGUUCCAGCUGAGCGGAACACAGUUGAAUGUAUCACUCAACUUGACAACAGCUAUUGCUGGCACAACCACUCCAUGGAGAAUCGAGUUGGAGCGUGUCUUCAAGUUGCGUGACCUCAAGAUCAACGAAGAGAUUGCCAAGCGUAUCGAUCUCGUCAAGAACAAGGCUGCCAUUUCCAAGGUCAUUGGAAAGCAAAUCGAUCUUCAAAUCGAUUGGAAUUCAUUGAAAUCCGAGGCGUCAUUCGCCGCCAACAUGGACGACUACAUUAUGUUUAUGCACAAGUUUGCCGAGGAUAUUCCAGCUGAACUACCAAAGAUCACAGGUUUCGGAGAGUUGGUUGAAUUCUCAGAGGUUCAACAAACCGUUCAAUCCAAUUUGGACACCAUUAAAUUGAUUGCCGACAAAGCUGGAUUCUACGCCGAACUCAAAGGUAAAGUUUUGGAGAUUCGUGUAGGAAUCAGAAAUAUCGUUAAAUUCCUCAGAGAUUCCGAUGGAGAUUUCGAGUCGUACGGUCGUGAGAUUGAGGCAGCUAUGAAUCUACGUAUGCAAAUCGUCCGUGGAUUCAUCAAGCGUAAGGAAGUCGCACCACUCCAAGAAACAAUGCAACGUUUGGCCGGUGCAGUCGAGCAGCCAGCCAAAGUUGUCAUCGAUUGGGAAGGAAUUAUCGAGCACCCCAAAUUCGACAAUCACGUCGACUUCAAGCCAAUUCUCUCGAAUAUCUUACAGUUGCCAGCACAGCUGCAUCCAGUCAUCCAGUUGUGUCGUGAAAAUCUCAGUGCUAAACGUGCAUUGAAGGAAGUACACACCUACACAAUCAGAAUCGAUGGUACCAGCAAGGUCAACGAAUCGGAAUUCACAGAGAAUAAAUUCGGUGUCGAUUGGGCACGUGCCAGCUUCAUGGCACCACCAUCCAAGGAUCACAUCUUGAUCUUGGUCAAUUUGGACAGAAUGAUUAUCUCACCAUCCGAUUUGGAGCUUGAAGACAAGAUCGAGUUCCUCGUCACACCAGACUUGGCCGAAGAACGUUACCAAAAGAAAUUGGCUCGUCAAGACAGACAAGAGGAUCUCGACUAUCGUCGUCGUUGUGACGCCAGAGACGAACGUUGGCAAUCCGAACAACGUAGAAUGGACCAAAGAAUGUUGGACGCUCAAAACGAAAACAACAGAGAACUCAGAAAUCUCAAUCGUAAACUCAGAUGGUAA